AUGAACCUCUUCCGACUGCUGGGGGAUUUAUCCCACCUGCUAUCCAUCCUGAUUCUGCUGCACAAGAUGAAGGUGUCGAGUAGCGCAUCUGGUAUCUCGUUCAAGUCGCAAUUCCUCUACCUGAUCGUCUACCUCACGCGUUACGUCGACCUCCUCUGGACCUUCUACGAACCCAAGUCGCUCUACAACACCAUCUUCAAAAUCAUCUUCAUCAGCACUUCGGCCUACACCGUCUACCUCAUGCUCAACGACUACAAGCCGACACACGACCCAAAUCUAGACACGUUCAAGGUGCAAUACCUGCUGGGCGCGAGCGCAGUGCUGGCGAUACUGUUUCCCUACAAAUACACAUUCACGGAGAUACUCUGGGCUUUCUCCAUCUGGCUAGAAUCGGUUGCCAUCUUGCCGCAGCUGUUCAUGCUGCAGAGGACGGGUGAGGCGGAGACAAUUACGACGCACUACCUCUUUGCGCUGGGUGCUUACAGGGCUCUGUACAUCCCCAACUGGAUCUACCGUUACAUUCGCGAGGUGCCCAAGUUCUACGAUCCCAUUGCAGUGAUUGCGGGUGUCAUCCAGACUAUUUUGUACUCUGACUUCUUCUACAUUUACUACACAAAGGUCAUCCAAGGCAAGAAGUUCAACCUGCCCGUAUAG
Messenger RNA from Alternaria postmessia, 654 nucleotides. RefSeq lists its product as uncharacterized. Gene Ontology annotation, molecular function: ER lumen protein retrieval receptor activity. Bases 1 to 654 code for a protein of 217 amino acids. Gene Ontology annotation, biological process: protein retention in ER lumen; endoplasmic reticulum to Golgi vesicle-mediated transport. Gene Ontology annotation, cellular component: membrane; endoplasmic reticulum; cis-Golgi network. The record is from RefSeq and is a predicted model, not a curated record. NCBI's taxonomy places the organism in Eukaryota, Fungi, Ascomycota, Dothideomycetes, Pleosporales, Pleosporaceae. The transcript is spliced from 4 exons.